AAGCUUUGUGAUGUCACGGUGGGUUUUGUACUCAAACUGCGCCAUCUGGUGGAGUACUAACAUGCCCUGACAGAUCGUUGGUUUGCUAACGCAAGAAAGCUGAGGAGGCCCAAUGCUUACAAAUUAUAUACAGUUGUGAUGUUUUUCUUCUAAAGAUCGAUAUUAUUAAUUUGGUUUCUGUUAAUCUCUAAUGUAUCAUGGCAACAUUUUUCGGAGAAGUGGUGAGUAGGUUUUCUAGAGCAGUAGAAGAAGAUGACGAAGAAUUGAUGGAAGAGGAUGAAGAAGAUCGAGAAAUCCGAAGAGAACUGCAAAAGAAAAGAGAGGUUCAUGUGCAGUGGAGUCCUGAAAUCAGCUUAUUAAAUGAAAAGCAUAUUGACCAGACACUGCCUUGCUCCAACUUUAUACUAGCUAUUGGACAGAAUGCUGGAGGCUUCCUGUCUUCAUUUAUUUUAAAUUCUGAAAAAUGGGAUGUGAUUGGAUCUGUCAGUUUGUGGAACGAGAGAUGCAAGAUUUUUCACACCACAGAAUUUCAGGCUCCAACAGACUUGUCAUGUGUUCUUUAUCGGCUACGCUCGGAUCCCACUGUUUUCAGCUGUCAGUGCAACUGUUAUGUAGCUGAAGAUCAACAGUUUCAGUGGACUGAAAAGGUUUUUAGCAGAAUUCAGAAAAGGGAACUUAGGGUGACAAUCCUUUCAACAUAUCCUGUGGCUGACUAUCGUACAUCAGAUUCUACAUACAUGCUUCCUGUCCCUUUCCUGAGAGCUUUGCGUACAAAGUACUUCAAAGAGACAACUUGUUGUCCAGUCUUAGAACAGCCUAAUGUUGCUUCUGGUCUUCCUGCUGCAGUUUUGAGUUACUGCCAGGUGUGGCAGAUUCCUGCUGUCCUAUACCACUGUUAUACAGAUGUUUGUAAUCCAGACUCCAUUACAGUUAAGGCAUUCAUACCAUUGCUGUCUUCUGUGCACUUGAAGAGGCUGGUUAAGGAUACUUCAGAAGCAGAGAAGAUCUUGAAGAAGUUUGUGAACCGCAGUGAAGUCCAGAGUAACUUGUACACAUGAAACGCAGUAUCUGACUUUAAUAUUUACACUUCAUAAAUGCAAGCUUCUUGAUUUGUUUACAAAUUUAUAAUUCACGUUUUUUUAUUAUUAAAAUAUAUAUCAGAUAAUUAAAUUUA
Protopterus annectens (West African lungfish) is the source of this 1174-nucleotide messenger RNA. RefSeq names its product proteasome assembly chaperone 1 (gene PSMG1). The transcript has 7 exons. The record is from RefSeq and is a predicted model, not a curated record. The coding region runs from base 198 to 1058 and encodes 286 amino acids. Gene Ontology annotation, biological process: proteasome core complex assembly. Gene Ontology annotation, molecular function: proteasome binding. Gene Ontology annotation, cellular component: endoplasmic reticulum. NCBI's taxonomy places the organism in Eukaryota, Metazoa, Chordata, Ceratodontiformes, Protopteridae.